Chelonia mydas (Green sea turtle) is the source of this 2853-nucleotide messenger RNA. It is a transcript of the gene SYNGR4, whose product is annotated as synaptogyrin 4. The transcript has 5 exons. Lineage: Eukaryota; Metazoa; Chordata; Testudines; Cheloniidae. The record is from RefSeq and is a predicted model, not a curated record. The coding region runs from base 158 to 862 and encodes 234 amino acids. Gene Ontology annotation, cellular component: synaptic vesicle membrane; neuromuscular junction.
AUGCGGGGAGGGGGAGGAUGCGCCUGAAAGGAAAAGGCGGGAAAAGGGGAUUGAGGCGAGACUCUGAGGGGGGGAUAGGGACAGGUGAGCAGGGAGCUGGGUCUCUGAGCACCCUGCAGAUCCAUCUUCACCCCGAGGCAGGUGAGAAGACAGCAGGAUGAGGAGGGUGAGCUCGAGUCUGCAGGAGCUCUCAGAGAACAACGUGGUCCAGUUCCUGAGGCAACCUCAAACCAUUGCUAGGAUCCUAGCUGGGCUCUUCUCGCUGAUCAUAUUUGCCUCCCUGGUGACCGACGGCUACCAGAAUUUGACAGCUUCAUCCCAGCUGCGCUGCGUGUUGAAUGACAAUGGGGUGGCCUGCAGCUAUGCCAUCACAGCUGGGGUCCUGGCCUUCCUGCAGUCCUUCCUCUUCCUGGCCUUUGACGCUUACCACAACAUUAUCAUUAGCCACAAGGUCAAAUCUGUCAUCCUGAGUCUGGACCUGACUUUCUCCAUCAUCUGGUCGUGCAUAUGGUUCAUUGGCUUCUGUUUCCUGGCAAAUCAAUGGAACAGGUCUGCUCACCACUACCUCCUGGGAAGUAGCUCAGCCCGCGCCAGCAUUGCCUUUGCUUUCUUCUCCAUCCCCUGCUGGGUGUACCUGGGCUACCAAGCCCUGAGGGGCCUGUGGGCUGAGCCCCUCAUUCCCUACAAACAGUCCUUGGACGAAGGUGCUGUGGCCCUGAACCCACUCUCUUCUGUCACCACCACCUCCAUCCCCAGGAGCAUGGAGUAUCAUAGCCCCACCAAAGGCAGCGGCGGCAGCUCCGCCGCCCCCUUUCCGCAGACUCCCAAGGGAAACCAGCUCACUUUCCUGAAUGACAAUUAGAGAUCUAUUUUUUCACCCUGCAGUAAAUAAAGAGAGGCUUUUGCUUUCUCAACCAGAACCUGAGUGGCUUAAUUCAAAUCAUAAGGCAAGAGGGAAGGAGACUUGAGACACAGAGAAACAAUGUUGAGAUGAAAGUCAACAACCACAGGUGUCAAACUCAUUGGAUGCAAAGGGACAAAUUCCACAUAUAGUUAAGGCCCUAAAUAUAGGGCUCCAUUCCCCCGCCACCCUGCUGAUGCCAACUGCAAGUUCAUGAAGAUCGAGGGUAGAAUGUGUCUAAAUUAGUUACCGUUCUUUGUCACAUUUGGUGACAAUAAAGUGAGAAAGAUACACCCAACUCCUUAGAGGUCAGUGGUAUUUCUGCACUCUUCCUUCUCCCAUCCUCCUUUCUCUCCCUCCUCCUUAUCUUUGUGGCUCUGCUGUUCUUCCUGCUGCAUUUCCUUCCCUGCACCAGCUGCUUCUGCUAAAAGGACCAGCAGCAACACAGUUACAUUGACAACGAUGCAGCAUUUGAAUCAACACGUCAACAAGAUGCAGGAGCAAGGACUUCAUGCAUUUCCAAGCUGUUGUUUCAGGCUGCUUGCAGACUCAAGCACGCAGUGCUGCUUUGGUUCAAUGUCAGUUCCCAGGGGAAGGUUUUCUUCACAACCAGGAGGGCUUGAACCUUACUUUUAAAAAAAAUGGGUAAAGCAGAGAUUCUGCAUCAUCUGAAUGUGGCACAUGGGCUGUAAGUUUAUUUGAAACCCCUGGAACAGGACUUACUUUGAGCUGAGCAGAAAUAAGUGAUUCCCAAAGAACUCAGAAUUACCGCUGGGCAGAAAAUGGUUUCUAUUGCCACAGACAAUUUCCACUUUUUGGCAGGAAAAAAUAAAUCAAAACCUGAAAUCUUUCAGUUCAAAUAUGCUGCUGCGGUGUCUCAUUGAAUCUGUAGUUUAGUUGCCAUUCUGCUCCAUAAGACAGGCUCCCUGGUUGGAUUCCAUCUCCCAUGGUGCAUGACCGUCUCCCCUCUCACUGAAGGGAGCUGGUGCAUCAUGGGAAAUGAAACUCAGUUGGGAAGCCCAGGCCAUGGAGGAGACUGGAAAUAUUGAGGCACCCAAACUACAAUUCCCCUGAGGCACUGCAGCAGCAUAUCCAUAAGAACUGCCAUAGUGGGUCAGACCAAUGGUCCAUCUAGCCCAGUAUCUUGUCUCUGACAUUGGCCAGUACCAGAGCUUCAGGGUGAACGUACAGCACAGGACAAUUUUGGAGAGAUGCAGGCCUGUCUUCUCAUCCCACGUUCUGGAAGUCAGAGCUUUCAGGUUGCCUGAAACAUAAUGUUGCAUCCCUGAUGAUCUUGGCUAAAAGCCAGUGAUGGACCUAUCCUCCAUGAACUUAUAAAAUUCUUUUUUGAAACCAGUUAUACCUUUGGCCAUCACAACAUCCCAUGGUAAUGAGUUCCACAGGUUAACUGGGUGUUGUGUGAAAAAUCAAAUCAAAAUAUUUCGGGUUUGGGGCAUUUGUUUUUGGAUGAAACAAUUCAAAGUUACCUGGGGAAAAAACAGACCCUUUUUCAACAAAAAUUCCUUUAAUCAAAACCCCACUUUUCCAUGAAAAAAAAAAAUGUUCCAAUGAAAAACAUUCAAUGGCACACACAGCAACACCAUGUUUAGGACAGGAAGUGAUGGGGAGCCCUGUAUCCAAUCGAAACUGCCAGAGGAACAGAGGGGAGACAAAGAGGUGACCACACACAGGACAGGAAAACAAAGCAGGUUUCUCUUUUAUUUUUAUUUUUUUUUCCAAAAAAAGGCACUAAGUUGAUUUAAAAAAAAAAAAAAAAAGAUUUUUUCCUUUUGUUUAUUUAAAGCGAACAAGGAAUUAACCAUCAAUUAUGUACAAAACAAGGAGAUUUACAGAGUUUAGUGUGUUGCACCCUCUUUGCCAAUAAAAAAAAGGAAUAAACUGAGAGAUUCAAUUCCCACCUUGAAAUGAAAAAAAAAAAAAAAAAGGAUUUU